Mizuhopecten yessoensis (Yesso scallop) is the source of this 3467-nucleotide messenger RNA. RefSeq lists its product as uncharacterized. The coding region runs from base 57 to 2921 and encodes 954 amino acids. The transcript has 5 exons. NCBI's taxonomy places the organism in Eukaryota, Metazoa, Mollusca, Bivalvia, Pectinida, Pectinidae. The record is from RefSeq and is a predicted model, not a curated record.
UUAGCACAUUGUUGAAGUUCAGCUGACUUUUAGCCAUCGAUUUCAAGCCGGAUAGCAUGGGGUCAUCAGCAUCCCGUAUGUGCGGAACAGGUGCUAUGGGUGUGGUCAAACUUCAUCGGCAACAGGUGAGUGACCCCGCGCCGACCCCGGAUACCGACAGUACAGCGGGGGAGCUGACGGAUGACGACGCCCUUUGUCGGACUGAGGCGCCACGUCAACGUAACCAGGUCGUUGAAAUUGCCGCCACAGGGGGCACAGAAGUCACGUGGUCUGAUUUUGUAUGUAGGGAAAAGGGUAUUGUUGUAGAACAAAUCAUUCCACCCAUCAACACAGCUUACGUGGGACUAUAUUCGUCAAAGAAACAAAAUCCCAAGAUUAUCCAGAGGUUUGAUUCUAUCAAUGACGAUAGUACUGUGUCAGAGUCUAUCACAAACUUUGACGAUAUUGAUGACGACACGGAUGACGUCACGUCUGGGGAAUCUAGCGGGAAUGUGACACCACGUGCAUGUGAUAGCUUUGGAAAAGAAAUCGCUGCAAGUUUGAUUAACGAGUUAUUGGGAAAUCUUGUAAUGGAAAGUACUGAAAUAAAUACGUCGGGAACUGCAGACGUAAACAACACAGAUCCAUGUGAAAUUGAUAAAAACACAACGAAAACGCUGGAAGAUUUUGUGGACAAUUAUGAGUUUGACAUGGCCGGAGACUAUUUGACUGCAAUUGAGAAAGCCAGCCAUACACUGAAUGAAAUAUUCAAUCAAUUUCCAACCCCGAAGGUGUUGCGUGCGGCUCAGGAGGCGUGGGAGGAAAACAGAGUUAUUCCUCCUCGUGAUGAUUCCGGCCGUCCACUUCCUCACCCGUACAUAGCACAGGAGACGGUGGUCGAGUGUGGAAUCGAGGCUGUCGUGUCCAGUCUAAAGGCAAAGACGCUCAAGGAAAAUGUAGGUUUGAAGGAUGUUCUUGCGCAAAUCCAGACGUCGUGUGCCGACAAGGAGGCCGUCAUACGUUGUGUGUUUUCAUUGGUCCAAUUUGCACGGAGAGCAGAACUUGAAGAUUUGAUUGGUCAGCUAAUGAACGGAUGGGUCGAAGAGGACAUACUUCGAGUUCAUGUUUUCAAUCAUAUAUGCAGGUCCAUGGAUAUACCAACUGCAACUAUCAGCGGUUAUCAUAAACUUGACGUAAGUGACGGAACAGAAGACAAACCCAAAUUGUCUCUCUGGUCGGCUGUUCUGCUAAACGAUAUCUGGAAGUACAUCGACACCACAAGACGCAUUGCAUUUCGGGACGAGAAGCACUUAUGGAAGGCAUAUAGACCGUCAUUUUGUACCUCGUGGCUAGUUAGCCCGUUGUGUUUCAUCCAGACGCAUCUUCCAAAGAAACGUUACUGGCAGCAGCUGAGUCGGCCCGUCAGUCGGUCAGAAUGGGAUAGCAUGGUAUUGUUGACUCCACAUUUCUUCUACUAUAACCUUCAACUUCACAGUCAUGACAGAUACGAGAUCCCUUGUGACAGCGAAAGUGUCACGAUACUUUUACGUUACCCAGAGCGGAACCAACUUCUGUUCGAAGCAAAACUUCUGUUUCAAGGUAAUCCCGUGCUGAUCACUCUACCGCAAAACACUUCUAGCACAUUUGUGGAAACCCGAAUAUCUGACAACUCCGAGUUAGUAAUUCGUGUUGUUCCACCUCAUACCGGAGAAUUUACACUUGCAAUAUAUGGACUAGAUAUUCUUGAAAAUCCCUACAAGUGCAUGCAUCUUUGCUCAUAUAAAAUACAAUGCAACAGGGUUUCUGGAGAUGUGUCUUUUUUCCCGUCAGUCUCACAAGGGCGUUACCAGUGGGGACCGGGUGCCGACACAAUUAAAGCCGGGCUGUCACCUGCAAACUGUUUCGAUUCUUCUAUCGUCUGUGAUGCUUCGUCCCUGCAUCUCAAAUUCCGAAUGACCAGCGGAUGUGAAAGUGAAGACAUAGUGGUAACAAUGGCAGGGGGCGAUCUGUUCGAUGAAGUUCUUAAUAGGUACGUGUUUUUCUGGACGUCAGAUGGUCUUGCCCACUUCCUUGUACAUUCCCCAGGUCCUGGACAGUAUGUGCUGAACAUUUGUCAGAGAAUGAGUUGUUCUACAGUUGCUGUCUGCUCAUAUCUAGUCGACUUUACGAGUAAGACGUCAGAUGUUUCCCUCCCCCCUGGAUUCACAGACAGUUUUAACAAACUUGGCACCACCAAGGCAGGUUUGACCGCGGGUUUCAACCAAAACGAGUGGCUCACGGCGUUCUCUACAGCCCCAGUUACGGGCGAGGUCGUUCUUCAGCCGGUAUUCGACCACGAACAUAUCGCCAGCAGCUCCAUACAAUUACGAAUGCUGGGGAGGGACUGCAUGGACAUGACUGUAUACACAAAAUGUAAUCUAGAGGACAAGCUUCUUUCGUGUACGGUUCUACUGCCUAGGAUAGGGACCUACCUUCUUUCCCUCUAUGUAGAGACACCAGACGGUUCAACGGCGUGUUGGCACAAUGCCAUAAUCCUUGCGGAGGUUCCGUGUGCCAACUGGGCGCCGUUUCCGAGCAGGACUCGCGAAGUUCCGCUCAAUUUCUGUCUUCACUCGCCGCUCUCCGGUCAAAUUCCCGCCAAAUCAGAAGUGAUGUUUUCUCUUCAGCUAAACGAGGCUCACGAUGUUGCCGUAGUAACAAGUGGUGGCUGGUUCCAUCUAGAAAAAUCAGACUCCAACUCGUCGUUGUGGACGGGAAAGGUUAACACUGGCGCAAGGGGGACGGAUAUGAGGUUGUGUGCAAGGUUCGAAUCUGGGUCGGGAACGUUCACGCCAUUGUGUAUUUACAAGGUGAUAUCUGGAGAGGAGUACGAGUCUAGAUCUUUACAACAGAGCACACUGAGGGAAAAUCUACUACGUCGGGCAGAGCCGAACAUCAGUUAACACUGAACGGACAGUUUGUGGCUGCUAACAGUAAUUGGUUCUAAGAUAGCGCGUAUCAGCUUGAUGUCACUGAUGCUAGAAGGUAGAGUCAAUCAAUAGUUCUAGGAUGGUAUACACAACUGCUAACAGACUGUCGUGUUGGAUUUUCCAGGUUAUAUCUGGAAAAGAGGACAAGUCUCGAUCGUUACAGCAGAGCACAUUGAGGGAAAAUCAUCUACGUCGGACAGAGCCGGGCAUCAUUUAACACUGAACAGACAGUUCGAAUCAGCUAACAGUUCUGAGAGUCCCUGGUGCUAGAAGCAAGCGUCGGUCAAUAGUUCUAGGGUGGUAUACACAUCUGCUAACAGACUGUCUUGUUCAAGGACCGUCUGCUAACGUCACUGUACCCAAAUCAGGACAAUACCCAAAAUGCGUGACACUUGUGGGAAAACGGCCAAAGAAACUGUCAUGCAUUGCAAAGAAGUACUUUUAUAAAUGCAGUUUUCAUUUGGUAAUACUUUUAUGGCAAUGUAACUGUGUGUAAGCUUCAUUGGCUGCUGAUUAUCG